ACUAGUUGGCACAUAAGCAAUUGUUGGCGGAAGUAAAACCUCUCACUUUGCUUAUAAACGAGCUCCAUCAGUACAAGGGGUCCAUUAUUGGGGAAAUCACGUGCUCAUCAGGGGUUUUAAUAUUAAGUCAUUGCACAGCGUUAGUGGGUCGUUAAACGCACCAUGAAGCCGCAGCUGUUUGGGACCAAAGAGCGACCGUGCGUAACAAACAAAACCAGCGCGGACGCUGCGCUGUCCUUUCAAGAGGAGCUUGUAGCUGCCAUACACGGAGCAUUUGAAGUGGCCGUGGAGAUCGCGGUUCGCGAGGUGAAAAAGCUUGUGGCAGGUCAGGUGACGAGCGACAUCUAUGAAGAGAUACGACGAGAAAACGAGUCCCUCAAACAAAGGCUGCAGAGAGCCGAAGCUAAGCUGGACUCUGCGCGCAGAGAGGAGAACUGUGGAAGCCCUCUUACUACAAAUCAGCUCUUCGGUGCCAUAAAAUACACCGAUCAACCGCCACACCCCAACUGCAGUCAAAUAAGCACAAGUGCUGUGGGCAGUGUGCUCAGCCGCACAGAGGUCAGAGGUGACACUACCCCUGCGGGUCACAGCGGAGCGCAUCAGCCUCGUGACACCCAGGAUCUACAUUUGAGAAGACCCGACGAGCGCAGAUCGCGCGAGGAAGAGAGAAUAAAUGACGCAGCUUCAGAUCCAGAAAAUGAGGCGAACGAUGGAUUCACUAGAGAGGUAACUGAAGAGAUUUCUCGCGUUUGUAUGGUGAAGAUCGAACGUAUGAACCCAGUAUGUCCAAACCAAGCAGCUCAAGAUGGCAUCUCACCACCACUUCCCAGCGUUCUUGGCAAAUCCACUCGAGAGCUGGUUACUCGGGUUACUGUAAAGCAGGAGAAGCCAGAAGAGGAAACGCAUGGUUCCUCUUGCUGUUUGGAUUCCUUUAAAGUGGAGGAUUUUAGCCUGGAGAGUAUAUCUGGAGUCCAGUCCAAAAUGUUGGAGGAGUGGAAACCAGAAGUGCAGGAUAUUCAGAGCCAAGAUUCAAACUCUCAGCUGUCCAGCGAUGGGCUCGAUCAGGCAGCUCAUCCUUCAAACCCAGCCUCCACCCUUCAGCCGCCCACAGAUCUUCCAUCCCUCCCUGCAGAGUUCUCCAGUAUCUUCCAGCUGUCCGAACCAGCUCCUGUGUCAGAGGCCGCUCCACAGGUUUACCCAGUCAAUGUUCGAACCAGUCAUAAACUCAACCACCCCGUAGCUACCCUCUAUGCCUGUAAGUCCUGUGGUCAGACUUUCCAUCUGCCCAGCUUGUUGCGCCGACACACUGGCCAGUGCCAGCUAAGGUUCCAGCAACGCUGUCAGCAACCUGUGGCAGGAAGCAAGAGGGCCAGAUUGCAGCUUUACCCACCGGGUUGCAGCCCCUUCCGCUGCACAGUGUGCAACCGAGAGUUCAAUCGCAUGGAGAAUCUAAAGACCCACCUUCGAAUCCAUACAGGAGAGAGGCCAUAUACCUGCUCAGUCUGCUCAAAGUGUUUCCGUCAUUCUGGUGCUUUAACCAGGCACUUCCGCAUCCACACUGGAGAGAAGCCUUACAUCUGUGGACAGUGUGGAAAGUCUUUUAGAAACUGUGGUGGGCUCAAAUUCCACCAGCGCUCUCAUAGCAAGCAGCUACAGUAGUGUGGUUCUUGAGAUUGGAAUUUUGUUAUGCAAUAUGCAUAAAAGUUGAUUUUAUGCAAGGCUUAAUAUGUUUAAAUUUUAUUUUUAUGUUAGCAGCCACCUAUCAGUCCUGCCUCUGCUGAGUAAAAUGUCAAAGAAAGACGUUUAAUAUUUUCCCAUGCACACGUGAUAUACAGGCACAGCACGCUCAGAAGAGUCAUGUCUAAAAACAAGCAACAUUCACAAUACAGGACGCAAAUAUUUACGUUUCUGAGGUGCGCCAU
Pundamilia nyererei is the source of this 1922-nucleotide messenger RNA. RefSeq names its product zinc finger and BTB domain-containing protein 49-like. Gene Ontology annotation, cellular component: nucleus. The transcript has 3 exons. The record is from RefSeq and is a predicted model, not a curated record. The coding region runs from base 163 to 1659 and encodes 498 amino acids. Gene Ontology annotation, biological process: regulation of gene expression. Lineage: Eukaryota; Metazoa; Chordata; Actinopteri; Cichliformes; Cichlidae.